AUGGAUGUAGUCACUGGCGUCGUCGCCAACCAAAAGGCCCCCACAGGCGUGUCGACACGAUCGUCGUCUAGCAUUCAAACAUCUUCCGGCACCACCGGCUCGAGUGCGACGACUGCAGCUUCUGCUAACACAAAAGAUCUCUCCAAUGGCAACAACGUCAUAACCAACGGAGUCUUCUACCAGGGCUCUACCACCGGCUGGCACGGUGCUCGCGCCNUUGGUACCAAGUUCUCCGUAGCUUCGCUCGCUGGCGAUUCGAACUAUGAAGCGCUUGUCAAGUACGCACUGGCUGCUCAUGACAAUGCGAGUGGUCAGCUCUACCAGAACGUCACUAUUCCUGCCAAUUCGGCAUGGCAACUCAACGCCAAUGUCUUCCUGAACUACCCAAGUGGUCUUCCUGUUGGCGUAUCUUGCGUUGUCAAAUACAGUCUUGGGAGUGACAGCAUCAUUCUCAAGCAAUAUGGUGUCGCUUCAUCAAGCGGUUCUGUUCUGUCUGAUACUGCUUCGGGCCAACUAUCGCAGGCUUUCACUGGCCGGUUCAUGAUAGACACCUACUGCAACAGCGAGAGCUCUUCGGCGGCAAGCUUCGCUUUAGGCUUUGGCAACAUUCAGCUGCUUGUCGCAGAUGCCGGGAGUACUACUUCAGCCGCUGCAACCACAAAUGCUGCUGUAGCUACCAGUACCUCGAGCCCUUCUUCAACAACAUCUUCGGCCGCAAGUGCAAGCACGACUGGCGCUAACAUGUUGACCAAUGGCGAUUUCAACUCAGGCGACUUCUCGGGCUGGGCCCUAUACCGCCUUGGCACUCCUACCUUCGCCAUCCAAGGCAAUCCCAAUGCUUAUGUCUCAGUUAUUACUUUCCCCGCUGGCGGUGAUUAUAACUCUCAAGCUGCUCUGCUGCAGCAAUCCGCGACUGCACAGUCGGGCAAGACUUACACAGCCUCGAUGGGUCUUUUGCUCAACUACCCAUCAGGUCUUGCCAACGAUGGCUCUUCUUGCAGUGUGCAAGUCUACUUUGUCGAUUCCAAUGGUUUCGGUAUUUCGUUCGCUCAGACGACAUACAAAUAUGGUGAUGCAGCCUACCAGAGCAUCACUGGCAGUGGUUCGGUGAACAAUGGGUUCAACGGCGUCUUUGAUAUUAUGAUCAGGUGUUAUGGCAGCUCGCAGGCGAUCGUUGUCGGUGUUGAAGAUGUACAGCUUUUCGAGUCUUAG
Messenger RNA from Aureobasidium musti, 1212 nucleotides. Lineage: Eukaryota; Fungi; Ascomycota; Dothideomycetes; Dothideales; Saccotheciaceae. The record is from the annotation of a GenBank genome assembly.